AUGAAAUAUAAUGGUCAAAGAUACAAUUCGGAAAAACGUAAUGAGUUCAAACAACAUCAACAAUAUAAUUUACAUACGAAGUACUCAGUAUCGCAAAAUCAGCAUACAUCAGAUAAUAGACAGGAAUAUUCUACUCAUGCAGAUAAGAAAACUUCUACCAAUAGCACACCAUGUGUAACAUACUCAAUAUGUAAGAAUUCAGAUACACAAAUAUUUGGCCAGAACUACAAUAAACCAGCAGACGCUCUAUCUAAAUCUAAAAGUGUGAAGUAUGAUGAUAAUAUCAAUUAUUCGACGAGUGAGCCUAGUAAACCUAGCUUUGAAGCAAUGGCAGUUCAAGAUGAAGAUGACAUCAAGCCACUGAAGAAUGAAGUCAAAUGUAAAGGAAUUGGAGAUUCUGUAAUAUACCCACUAGGAAUGGCCGAUGUUAAGCUGCAAUUGAAUGAGAAUACGUCCGAUAUACUAGCCUUGAUUGUUGAAGAUUUUGUGAUACCAUAUAAGAUGAUUAUUGGAACAAAUACGUUGAAAAAUGUCAUUAUUGCUAUACAGGAUGAUGAAAUAUUAGUCGAACCAUUAGUACCCGAAAAGAUAUUGUGUAAUUCUGUCGAUAGCCAUCCAGAAGAGAGUAUUGAUCAUCAUAGUGAUAGAGCUAAAACCUUAGACCUGAUAUACCAGCAAUAUGAAGAUAUCAUCACAACUCAUGAAUACGACGUUGGAGAAGCUAAAAUCGGUUGA
This is a messenger RNA of Strongyloides ratti, 735 nucleotides long. RefSeq lists its product as hypothetical. NCBI's taxonomy places the organism in Eukaryota, Metazoa, Nematoda, Chromadorea, Rhabditida, Strongyloididae. The record is from RefSeq and is a predicted model, not a curated record. The transcript has 3 exons. Bases 1 to 735 code for a protein of 244 amino acids.